Molecule: messenger RNA, 636 nt
Organism: Hansenula ciferrii
Lineage: Eukaryota; Fungi; Ascomycota; Saccharomycetes; Phaffomycetales; Wickerhamomycetaceae
Product: GIG1 family protein
Exons: 2
Coding region: 1-636 (211 amino acids)
Biological process (GO): N-acetylglucosamine metabolic process
Cellular component (GO): cytoplasm
Source: RefSeq, a predicted model, not a curated record
AUGACUCAAAGUGAUCAAGUGAUCAUAGAUUCAAAUGAUCCACCAUUGAAUUGGAAAGAUGUUAAAGAGAUUAUUGAAACCAAUAGGCUAGAGUUGUUGAAGAGAUCUAAAUCAUGUAUGCAACAAUAUAGGGAUUUCAAGGAUGAUUUAUCUAGGAGAGGUAUAUCAAGGACUGCUAUAUUAUUAGGUGAUGAUCUUCAUUGGGCAAAAGUUGACUCUAAUUAUCAAAUACUGGAAACUUAUUUAAAACCUAGUUCUCCCAAAUUGCUGAACUCUGCAGAUGAUAUAUGUAUUAUCUUGAAUAGAUUUCCUUAUCAUUUCACUCCAGAUAUUGUUCAUUUGAUAGUUUGGACUAAAGUACAUAUUGAAAAUGAUGCUGAUAGUGAUAAAGGUGAUAUAAGUAAAUACACCAGAGAUUUGAUUGACUUAUACAUUGAUAAGACAUUUGUUCAAAACUUGGGUUUAUCUAGAGAUAAUAUUGUAUGGUUUAGAAAUUGGAGUGCAUUACAAAGUAUUAAGGACUUGUCACAUAUUCAUGUUUUGACUAAAGGCUUGGAUGAAGCCCAAUUGAGACAAAUUUUAGGUACGCCUGGGUGUCCAUUGAAUGAAGAAGAUUAUAAGAAAUUAAUUAAUUGA